Molecule: messenger RNA, 1164 nt
Organism: Funneliformis geosporum
Lineage: Eukaryota; Fungi; Glomeromycota; Glomeromycetes; Glomerales; Glomeraceae
Source: the annotation of a GenBank genome assembly
AUGUUUGAUACACCAGCAGCCGCCUUUUAUCACGGACCGAGUCAAAAAAAUGUGAAAUCAUUAUUUAGCAGUAUCAAUAUGCCAUCAACGCUUCCAACACAAUUUCUUCCUUCUUCUUUGACGAACCUUUCGUUUAGCGGAUAUUUUCAACAACCCUCUCAACAAGAAGCAAAAAUCUCUUCUAUUGAACCUUCCUCAAUCGUUGCUUCAGCACCAACCGCACCACAACAACCCACUCAUAACAAACGUACCCAACGACGAGUUCCUAAACAACAAAAUUCAUCUUCCAUUGUUGCCACCGCUCCUCAACGAUUGGUGGUUGCAAACAAUAACAUGGGUAACGUAAGCUCUGUAACCGCGCAAUCUUCUAGCUCAUCAUCUACACCUAACGCUGCACCUUCCUCUCAUCACCAACAUCACGCCCCUUCCCACGUAACAAGUCGAAGGAAGAAACAUUCAAACAAAAUCAAUAGAAAGAAAGUUGAUGAUGCCAUUACUUUAUCAGCUUUUGCCGUUGAAGAGGACAAUCAAGGGAAUCAUGAUGUCGCAAUGGAAUUUUAUUUGACAGCGAUCGAAAACAUGUUGGAAGCCUUACCUAUUCAUGCCAAUCAAUCUCGAAGGGACGCGUUAAAGAAUAAAUUAAGAGAUUUUAUGGAUCGGUCGGGACUCACCGAUGACUUCAUGGAGUCGACCAAUGCUUUUUCGGCCGCAAAAACCGUCGAAUGUGAAGAACCUCAAUCAAGUAAUGGAGCAAACAUAUCGCAACAUAUCAUACAAGCCGCAAUCACUUCGGCUGUCGCAUUAAAACAAUCACCAAUUCCCGAUGCAAUAACAGCCACAAUGAAUUACACCAUGAAGAAGAUCCAGAAAAUUGACGAAACUUAUGGACUUCAAGAUAAAGCUUGGGAGAUAUCAAGGACCGGAAUCAACUUGGCGUUGGAGAUUGAUCAACAAUAUAACGUCCAUGAGAAAGUGGGAAAUGCGUUCUUCGUCGGUUUAGCGGCUGCGAUGAAAGCAACAAUCGCUUACAAAGAUUCUCCUUCAUAUCGCGAAUUACGAAGAAUUAAAGAUGAAUUUCAAAAUGCGACCUCCAGCAGCUUCAAUUGCAAAGAAGAAACAGCCAUUAUGAGUAAUAUGCCUGUUCACCGCGGAAUACCUCCUUAA